GAUUGCGAGCCAUCUGACCCACAAACACUCUUUCUCUGUAGAAAGCUUUUAUUUUUUAGCCAAACUCUCUCUCACAACAUUGGCGAACAUUUUUCAUAAAAUAACAAAGCUUCCUCCAAUCUGUUCUAGCUGUCUUUCCCAUUUGCUCUACCGGGCAAAACAUCUCUUCUUGGAUCUGCCAAGAUUCCUCUACAUGUUGCAUUGCUUUUAGUUUCUUUUAGGCGAUUCUGUCUGUCUGAAGGUAGAUGUACGUUUCUGUUAUCUCUGGGUGUUGUUCUGUUCUGUGCAUAUUGUUGUAAUGGGUCCCUCCAGUUUCUCAGUCCCUUUUCUGGGUCCUGCGCAAGGCAUUGUAUUUUGUGAGUUUUGUUCUGUGAAACCCAAUAAGGUUUCUUUCCCUCCUAACUGAUAGGAUUUGAUUUGGUUUUCUGGGUGUCCCCUACUUCUUUUCCCAUUUUAGUUAUCUUCAAUUGUUGUGAACUGGAGAGAUUGGAGAAAAAGACCCCAAAAGAGGAGAUUGUGUGGAAGUUGUGAUCUGUGAUUGAAAGGACAGUUCAGUUCUUGUGAGCUUUGAGAAUAUCAGAAAUUAGUAGGUAAUUUGAUUUUGUACUAGGUGUGUUUGGAAUUACAUGAAUGAGGAGAGUGGUCUAUUCUCUUAAUGGUUUGUGAGGCUGGAAAAAGCUGCAACUGACCUGUUGGCUUUGCAUUUUGUUCAAGUCCUUGAGGAGAAAGGAACAAAAAGAAGGAUAAGUUACAUUUUGUUGUACUUGAGCUGGAUAUUGGCGUCAGCUUGUGUAACAAAGGUCAGUGAGGUGUCUGAAUUUUACAGCUUCUCAAUUUUGUAUAUCUGGAGAAUGGAUAAGACCAUUUACAAUUGCCUGAAAUUGGUUUCAGAGGGUGUAGAGUUGUGGCAGUGAAGGAUUGUGCAUUGUGUACUCAAAGCUUGUUUCCAACAUUUACUGAAGGGCCUUGGAUUUGUAUUUUGGGGAAUCUGAUUUGCUUGAAGAAAAUUGAGUAGAUGUUUAGAAAAAGUGGGGAGUGAAAAUAACUGAUUUGGACAGAAGAGGUGGAGAUGGCUGCAAAACUUCUGCAUUCUUUAGCUGAUGACAACCCAGAUUUGCAGAAGCAAAUAGGAUGCAUGAAUGGGAUUUUCCAAAUUUUCGAUCGACACCAAGUCCUCACUGGUAGGAGGAUUAGCCACCACAAGAGGCUUCCUCCAGGGAAUUCACACUAUAGCAAUGGUGGCCUGGAAAGAGAGUCCAACAAUCCAUACCAUCGGCAAGCAGUAACUGAAAUAAAUUCGAACAAAAAUGUGAAUGAGAAACAAAGACUCUCAACAGAGUCAUCACGGGCCUCUUUCUCGUCGACUUGUUCAUCUUCCUUAUCAUCACUGGAGUGUAACAGAACAGCACAACCAGGAACCUCUUCCUUUGACAGAAUCAUUUUUCCUGAAACUCCCCCAAGGGAUCCAGUGACUAACCACUCAAGUACCUCCCCUAGAUUUGGAAGGCAGUCCCUUGAUCUCCGGGAUGUGGUAAAGGACUCUAUGCAUAGGGAAGCAAGGGGACUAUCACUGAAAACUACAACCAGAGAUGAAGCAGCAGGUAAUGCAGUGAAGCACAGAGACUCUCCAAGACCCUUGAAGCUGUCCAGACCAACAGAUGGAUCUAAUGGAGUCAGGACCAAUGAGAAGCAAAAUAUGCCUGCUGAUCUCAAGGAGUCUCUUAGAGUUCUUGCUCAACUUCGAGAAGCUCCUUGGCAUUAUGAAGAUAGAGAUCAUCCAAGAUCAACAUAUGAAUCAAAAGAUAGUUUUUGGCAUACAGUUCCAAAAGAUGCUCCACGGUUUUCUUAUGAUGGGAGAGAGAUGAAUCGUUUAUCCUUUGAAUCAAGAGAUACCUUCAGACCAACUCCAAAGCCAAAAGAGUUGCCGAGACUUUCACUGGAUAGCAGAGAAGAUUCAAUGCGUGGUUCCCACUCUGACUCAAGAUCAAAUCAUCUUUCAAAAGGGUUUCGGAAUAGUGGCAGCUCCAAUGGCAGGGAUCCUAGUCUACCUCAGUCAUCAGGAACUCAGAGUCGACCAAGUGUUGUAGCAAAGUUGAUGGGUUUGGAAGCAUUGCCAGAUUUUGAUAGUAACUUAAGUCUGAUCAAAACCAGCCCAGUUAUAGAAAGUGAUCCUUUCUCAAAACCACUGAAGACAAACAAUAUAUACAGGCCUAUUCACACUUCAAACUCCCUGAGAAGCUCUCCAAAAGAACCAACAUCACCAAGGUGGAAGAAUCCAGAUCUGGUUAUGAGACCUGUUUCAAGUUCAAGGUUUCCAAUUGAACCAGCACCUUGGAAAAUGCAGGAUGGAAAUCGAGGUUAUCAGAAACUAUCUUCCAAACCUGUAAAAGCUCAAGGAAGGACCCAAAACUCCUUCCUGUCUGUUUAUAGUGAGAUAGAGAAGAGAUUAGAUGAUCUGGAAUUCAAACAGUCUGGAAAGGAUCUUAGAGCUCUUAAACAGAUAUUGGAAGCAAUGCAAGUAAAAGGGCUGUUAGAGACCAAAAAAGAAGAGCAAGCUUCAAAUUUUGGAACUCAAAAGGACUGUGAACCAGAAUGUUCUAGUUCCAAUCCAGACCCAAGGUCUGUGAAUCAAAGAAACAGAAACAGCCAUGCUAUGUCUUCCAGAAUUAAAAGCUCUGAUUCCUCGAAGAAUUAUGGUUCCCCGAUUGUGAUCAUUAAACCUGCAAAGGUUGUCGAAAGGUCUGGUCUUCCUAGUUCAUCACUAAUUUCAAUGGAUGGCCUCUCUGAUGUCCAUACUGCUCCUAGAGGGGGAACAGUAGAUAACAAGAGGGUUUCAACUAACAGCCGAAUAGCUAAAGAUCAUUCUCCUAAGAACAGUAGGAAAGACUUUUCUGUUGGCUCCACUGACAAAAAGCCAAGUGGCAGGAAUGUAAAAUCUCUUCGAAAGGAAAACAGUGCAACAAAUUCAGCAAAGAGCUCAGGAUCUGUGAGCCCAAGAUUACAGCAGAAGAAGCUUGAGUUAGGGAAGCCAUCUCGUCCACCUACCCCGCCAUCUGAUACAAGAAAACCGAGAAGGCAAUCCAGCAGGCAAUCAACAGACUCAACUUCACCUGGUAGAAAACUCAGACCAAAAUCUUCCAACUUGCAGCAAAGUGAUGACCAGUUGAGUGAGAUAAGUAAUGAAUCUAGACGGUCAAGUUUCCAAGGAGAUGACAUAGAUAUGGAAGAGUCUAGCAGUGUACGAGGUACUGAUACAAAUGAUAGCCAGAGUCCAUCUCUGAAGGCUUCCAAGUAUUUAGCUUCUGCUUCAAUGCAACAGUUAACUGCAAGGUUGGAAGAAGAUGGGUCUGCUGUGGAACUCGCUACAGUUGCUCCAGAACAUCCUAGUCCUGUCUCUGUACUUGAUGCCUCAGCAUAUAGAGAUGAUGCACUAUCUCCAGUAAAGCAGUUGCCUGACGCCCUCAGAGGUGAUGAUGCUGAAGAUUCAAAUCUCAGAGUAUGUGAAGAUCAAUGGAACCCUGCAGAUAAUCUUGCUAGCGUCGGGUCUGGUCUUACCUCAGAGAUCAAUCGUAAGAAAUUGCAGAACAUUGAGAACUUAGUUCAGAAGCUUAGACGAUUGAACUCUAGUCAUGAUGAAGCAAGAACAGACUAUAUUGCAUCACUAUGCGAGAAUUCAAAUCCGGAUCACAGAUACAUUUCUGAAAUAUUGUUAGCUUCAGGUCUCCUACUUAGAGACCUGGGGUCCAGCCUGACUACAUUUCAGCUCCAUCCCUCAGGUCACCCUAUCAACCCUGAGUUGUUCUUUGUUUUGGAGCAAACCAAGGCUAGCAGUAUGCUUGCAAAAGAAGAAUGUAUCCCCGAAAAGGCAACUCACGCAAAGCAAGAGAAGUUUCACCGGAAACUCAUCUUCGAUGCUGUCAAUGAAAUUCUUGUUGAUAAGUUGGGCUUAGUUGGCAGCCCUCUUGAGCCGUGGUUGAAGCCUGCAAGACUGGCAAAGAAAACCCUCAAUGCACAAAAGCUUCUCAAGGAACUGUUUUUCGAGAUAGAACAAUUUCAAGCCAAGAAACUUGUGUGUAACUUAGAGGAUGAGGAUGAUGGUUUGAGAAGCAUAUUGUGUGAAGAUGUGAUGCACAGGUCAGAAAGUUGGACAGUUUUCCAUGCUGAGAUUUCUGGGUCAGUCUUAGAUGUUGAGAGGUUGAUCUUUAAGGAUUUGAUCGACGAAAUUGUUAUUGGUGAAGCAGCUAGCUUGCGUGCCAAGCCAGCAGCCAGGCGUCGAAAGCUGUUUGCUAAUUAAUGAUCUUUCAGUUCUUCUCAAUCCACUUUUUUUCUUUGGUGAUUUAAUUUUUUUUUUGACAAACAUCACAAUAAAUCUAUUUGUAAGAUCUAUAGUGUUGUAAUUCAUGCUGGGUUGUAAAGAAGGUUAACUCGUCAAAGUUGUCAAGAUACAUACUUUGGAAGAUUAAUAUAUAAGACCCUUUUUGCUUCUUCA
This is a messenger RNA of Rosa rugosa (rugosa rose), 4489 nucleotides long. Its product is annotated as protein LONGIFOLIA 1. Bases 1070 to 4294 code for a protein of 1074 amino acids. Gene Ontology annotation, biological process: regulation of monopolar cell growth. The transcript has 5 exons. The record is from RefSeq and is a predicted model, not a curated record. NCBI's taxonomy places the organism in Eukaryota, Viridiplantae, Streptophyta, Magnoliopsida, Rosales, Rosaceae.